CAACAACAUUCAAAUAAUUUUCUAUUCAGAAAAAUAGAAAUUAUCAGAGAAACGAUAUUUUAUAGUUUCUUCAAAACUUUAAAUAUCAAAAAAUGUCUCGCGAUAGAGCAGCAAAUCAACUGACUGAUUACAAAACCGAUUCGAAAACUCCUCCGGGAGUUAUUACCACCGCCUCUGGUACACCCGUGGCUGUUGCAGAUGCUACCUUAUCUGUGGGUCCAAGGGGUCCCCUGCUUUUGCAGGACUUUCAAUAUACCACUGCUAUUCAACAUUUCAACAGAGAACGCAUACCUGAACGUGUGGUAAGUGCCAAGGGCGCUGGGGCUUUUGGCUACUUUGAGCUGACCCAUGAUAUUAGUAAAUAUUGUGCAGCCUCGAUAUUUGCAAAAGUCAAGAAACGCACUCCCAUAUGUUGCCGUUUUUCCACCUUUAUGAGUGAAAAAGGUUCUGCCGAUACAGUGCGUGAUCUUCGAGGCUUUGCUGUGAAAUUCUACACCGAGCAGGGUAUCUGGGAUGUGGUGGGCCAAAAUUUGCCUGUAUUCUUUAUAAGGGAUCCCAUGAGUUUUCCCAGUUUUGUACAUUCGCAAAAACGUAACCCUCAAACUCAUCUAAGAGAUGUUGAUAUGUUUUGGGAUUUUGCCACUUUACGCCAGGAGACCUUGCAUGCGCUUUGUUUAAUGUUUGGAGAUAGAGGUUGUCCAGAUGGCUAUCGCCGUAUGCAUGGUUAUGGUGUUCAUGCCUAUAAAAUGAUCAAUGCCCAAGGGGAGCCAAUAUUUUGCAAAUUUCACUUUCGCACCGAUCAAGGUAUACAGAAUAUCGAAGGCGCGCAAAUGACCGAGUUGCUGGCCAAUGAUCUCGACUAUGCUGCCAGGGAUCUUUACAAUUCCAUUAAGAAUGCCAAUUAUCCCAGUUGGACAAUGUUUCUACAGCUGAUGACUUUUGAUCAGGCCAAAAAGUUCAAAUACAAUCCUUUUGAUGCUACAAAAAUUUGGUGUCUCACCGACUUUCCCUUAAUGCAAGUGGGUAAACUAGUGCUGGAUCGUAAUGCCACAAAUUAUUUCGCCGAAAUUGAGCAGUUGGCUUUUAGUCCGGCAAAUAUGAUUCCUGGCAUAGAACCUUCACCUGACAAGAUACUGCAAGGUCGGCUUUUUGCCUAUGCUGAUGCUCAAAGGCAUCGUUUGGGAGCAAAUUACAAUCAAAUUCCGAUAAAUUGUCCUUAUCGCAUUAGUGUUCAACACUAUGAACGUGAUGGACCCAUGACAGUUAACAAUAAUAUGGGUGAAGCUCCCAACUAUUAUCCCAAUUCGUUUGGUGGCCCUAAAACAUGUGAACAUGCUAAAGCUUUGCAGACUUGUUCUUCAGUGGUUGGAGAUGUUUAUCGCUAUGAUAGCGUUGAUUCUGAGAAUAAUUACGGUCAAGCCACUGAUUUUUGGGUUUGUGUCUUGGAUGAGUGUGCACGCAAACGUUUAGUCUAUAAUAUAGCAGCCCAUUUGAGUGGGGCCAGCUCGUUUAUACAAGAGCGCGCAGUAAGAAAUUUUACCAUGAUCCAUGUUGAUUUUGGGCGUUUACUUAAGGAGGCUUUGGAUAUGGCUCAGGUGGGAACUUUGUGUUUGGGUUGAGUGAGUUCAAGGAAAUCGCACUUACUUUAACAAUAUAUCUUUAUGUACUUGUUUGAAAUAUAUAUUUUCUAAAACCAA
This is a messenger RNA of Stomoxys calcitrans (stable fly), 1697 nucleotides long. RefSeq names its product catalase-like. Gene Ontology annotation, biological process: hydrogen peroxide catabolic process; response to hydrogen peroxide. Gene Ontology annotation, molecular function: heme binding; catalase activity. The record is from RefSeq and is a predicted model, not a curated record. Gene Ontology annotation, cellular component: cytoplasm; peroxisome; mitochondrion. Bases 93 to 1619 code for a protein of 508 amino acids. The transcript has a single exon. NCBI's taxonomy places the organism in Eukaryota, Metazoa, Arthropoda, Insecta, Diptera, Muscidae.